CUAUGGUCGAGUCUGGUACUGGUGUGGCUUCAGCUUCCGCCCAAGAAAGGCUAUUAGUUUAAUCGCGACCAGGCGGGUCGCCUCCUCAAGGACCAAUCAGCUUCCUUCUCCGCCAGUGCGUAAUGGCGCUCAGCAAGGCACGGCUGCGUUAGUUAACCAAUCGGUUGCCUCGCACUGACGAUAACCUGCCUCCGACCUUCCCCUUAAGAAGCAAGACCCCUUCGUCCAUUUGCCUUGGCUUCGCUUACUGGUUCUGCUCACCUGACGCUUUUGGUAUAAAAAGACACUGGAAAGGAAUGAUGGCGGCUUUGGAUACUAAAGCAAAAGCAAAAAAAACUCUGGGGACAGUUGAUUAUGUGGAGUCAUCAGAAUUUGCCCAAGGAAUUCUGCCUACCAAGAAGGAUGUCAUUCAAAACAUGCUAUAUCUAUUGCACCCAAAAAGGGCUGGGCAAGCCCAGCGAUCCAAAGAAGAUGCUGCCCAGUUGCUUGCUGAACUUCUGCAGGAGCACUGGUUGUUUUGCAAUUUGUAUACCAUAGCAACACAAAGCAUAAAGAAGCAUAUUCUUAAGGUGUAUGAGGAAUUUUCAAAAUUAUAUCAGUCCAGAAAGCGAAGAAAAAAUGAAUUGUUUACACAGAAAGCGGAUGAUUUCAACAGGAGUUCAGAGCAGCUUUUUGACAUAUUUUGUACAGACACAGGAACAAGAGAGAAAUUGGAGCAAUACAGUGGUGUGAAGAUGACUGACAUUGAGUGGAAAUUUCUUGAAGAUCAGAGGAGUGAAAGAAAAAUGUACUUUGAGGACUUCGUGGACAAGAAACAAAUGGAAACAAUAGAAAGACGAAGAAAAGUAGAAUCACUGGAGCACUUCAGGAAGAUUGCAGAAGAAGAGAAAGAUGCAUGUAAGCGUAAAGGAAUGACUUCCAAUAGAGAUGAGCAGCCAGUUGAAGAUGUCAGCAGUAGGAAGAAAGAUGACCCCUCCCUUGGACGCAGCAAAGGAAUUGGGAACUUUUCACAUAAGGCAAAAAGAAAGCGCCUAUCUUCUGGCUGGAUUACUGGGACAGCAUCUUCAACUAGCUAUAGCGAGUCAGUUGCACCUGAAUGUCAACAUAUACGUAUGAGCAUCAGAAAAGUCAGACCAGGGUUCUAUGAGACUUUUGACAAAUAUGAAAACUGCUAGCCCAACAUUCAAAAUCUGUUUCUGUUGAAGUUUUGGGAGGUCUUAAUACCCUGACUAAUUGGAAGUUGAUGUAGAUAAUUUUGUUGGGCUCCAUUAAUGUACAGCAACACCACCAAAGCAAUGGCACCAGUAGAAAUGGGCUUUUAGCUUACUGAGAAAGUAAGAUUUGUUUAGGCCUGUACUGAUACUUUCACAAGGUGAAAGUACUGUGUACUAAAAAGCUAUAGUGUAGCAAAGGAAGACAGAAAAACCAAUGUUUGGAUGUUAAAGCAAACCAAAUGCACAAUAGUAGGUUAUGUUAUAUAAUAAUUUAACCACUGGAACAGACUUCUUAGGAAGGUGGUGCAUUCUCCAUUUCAUACAGUCUUCAUGUUGGGCUGGACACUCCUAAAAAAACAUUUUGCUGAAAUGUUGUAUAGUGGCCCGAAAUAGAAGUGUGAGGAGAAAAUGCAGACUCUCCUGCAGGAGAGUCAUAUUAUAUAACCUGUUGCCCAUUCCAACCUCUGUGUCUCCCAAGACUGGAAGACCAUGUACAAUUAAAAUAAAAAAUGGUAACUAGUGAGAUGGCAGCUAAAAGGGGAACUUGGUUGUGGGGCUGUGUGUCACAAUGCAGGAUCUUUUUGAGACUCACAAUAGAUUGCUAACUUCCUGCCUGUUAAAACAGUAAGUAAGUAAGCACACCUGAAGGGAAAACAGUAAUUGGCUCAAUUAUCUAAAAAGUACAGUAGUUUCCUGUAAUGCCCACCCCCAUACCUUGAUAAUACUUGUAUGGUCUUAAGAGACUGACCAUAUACAAUUUGCCAUUACUUCAUUGAGACUUGAAGGGGUUCUGCGCCUUUCAGGACUAGGUGCUUGCAGGCAAAAGAAAAUAGGUUUCCUCUGUUUGAUCUUGCAGAUAUUUAGUUCCUAAAAUACCUAUACAGUUCUGAAAAGCAGCUUUUGAAUAGAUAGCAUUGGCUCAUGUGAGAAGGGGGGAAAAAAGGGUCAGGAAAUUUUAAAAAUGGCUUUUGGUAUAAAUGUGGUGGUAACAACUAUUUGUAUAUUUUCUGCAUUCUUAGCAAUUAAAUAUCAGUGGUGAGAAAUAUAUGUGGAAAAGUAGAAUUUGUAAUUGAAAAUAUUUGAGACAUAAACAUGUAUAAUGCACUGAA
Podarcis raffonei (Aeolian wall lizard) is the source of this 2323-nucleotide messenger RNA. RefSeq lists its product as uncharacterized. The record is from RefSeq and is a predicted model, not a curated record. The transcript is spliced from 2 exons. NCBI's taxonomy places the organism in Eukaryota, Metazoa, Chordata, Lepidosauria, Squamata, Lacertidae. Bases 297 to 1175 code for a protein of 292 amino acids.